GGGAACUCAAGUAUGUAAAGGAUAUUCCUAUUUCGAGUUUGAUGACAAGGCACGAGCUUGACAAUGGAAUCGAACUCGACCAACUAAGGGCCGUGAUAUAAUUUCAAUGGAGUUACCAUUAUGUAGACAUCCAUACGAUUACCUCCAUGUAUGGAACCAUCAUUCUUAGAUUCCUGUUCAUGCCUGUUAUAAAGGUGUCUUUAGCAGUGAAUCUAUUCGUAGAUUUAAAAUAUGUUAUCGUACUGGGUGGACAGAGCAGAACAAAGCCUAGUUCGUAUGAACGGCGAGCCUCAAUACCCACAUUUCGUUCUCCGUUUCAGUAUACGGGGUGCAUUGCAUUGCCCACCAACAGUUACACGCGUCCAUUCUCUUUUUGCAGCGGUUACGGCCAUUUCAUCUUCUUAAAUAGCGUGUUGCACUUCAUAUGAGGUCAUCCAUAUCCUGUUUCCCUCUUUAUUUGUCAAUGUCUAUAGCAAGUGCAUAAUUUCACCCCCUAUAGAAACAAAAUAUGAAAAUGAAAUAGCAUUAACCUCCAAAAACUUGCUAAUAUCCGUUUUGCUCAUGCAGUUCUCCGCUCGCUAUUCGGUGAAGCAAUAUGAUGCAAUACAGUACUCGUCUCUGCUCCUCUUGUCAUAUUGGCAGAUCUGUAGGUUCCAACAACAUUUACUUUGGCUCCGGCGGUACCGUUGCUUGGCAAACGUAA
This is a messenger RNA of Umbelopsis ramanniana AG, 703 nucleotides long. RefSeq lists its product as uncharacterized. Lineage: Eukaryota; Fungi; Mucoromycota; Umbelopsidomycetes; Umbelopsidales; Umbelopsidaceae. Bases 147 to 428 code for a protein of 93 amino acids. The transcript has a single exon. The record is from RefSeq and is a predicted model, not a curated record.